AUGUCUAUCCACCACGUCAUAUGUGGUCGAUUUCGGAAUAUCCAGUUGGGCCCAAAAAUCGCAGCCCGGCGCGGAACGCAACUCGUGUAUCGAUUUGGAUUCCUGUGUUCUUACCUAUGCCACAUUACCUCGGUUGCUAUUGUGAUUGUGUCUUAUUUUCCCGGUGCAAUCCCGCGCGCGAGUCUUUCAUUUGGCGAGGAGGUAGGUGAUAAGCUCAUCAUGGUGAUAGAGCGGGGGAUGACCGACAUUUUGAAAUGGGAUUAUGCCAUUGCGGCUGCGUCAGCGAUGGUAUGGGCUUUAGAUGCUCGCAUCAAAAGGCUCCAGGCGAAAGGCAAGCAAGUUAGUCGGGAUGAUUACCUUCAGAUGUGCUGGGACGUGUUUGUUGGGAGUGUGAUGGACGGACCGUGCAGCGUCGCGUUGAGAAUUAGUUUGGGUAUGGAUGAAUAG
Messenger RNA from Aspergillus costaricaensis CBS 115574, 447 nucleotides. RefSeq lists its product as uncharacterized. The coding region runs from base 1 to 447 and encodes 148 amino acids. NCBI's taxonomy places the organism in Eukaryota, Fungi, Ascomycota, Eurotiomycetes, Eurotiales, Aspergillaceae. The transcript has a single exon. The record is from RefSeq and is a predicted model, not a curated record.